AUGAGUUAUCAGGAUGAAUAUGUGGGUUCAUUUCCUAAAGAUUUUAGCUACGGCCCCUUUGAACAAAAUGGUGAGAGUGACAAUGCAUCACUGCAAGAAGAUCACAAACCUCGAAUUCUUCUUAUGGGCCUGCGAAGGUCAGGAAAAUCAUCUAUUCAAAAAGUCGUAUUUCACAAAAUGUCUCCCAAUGAAACUUUAUUUUUGGAAUCUACAAAUAAAAUUGUUAAAGAUGAUAUAAACAACAGUAGUUUUGUACAAUUUCAAAUAUGGGACUUUCCGGGUCAAAUUGACUUUUUUGAUCCAACAUUUGAUUCUGACACCAUCUUUGGUGGGUGUGGUGCUUUAGUAUUUGUUAUAGAUGCUCAGGAUGAUUAUCAAGAUGCUCUUGAUAAACUACAACUCACUGUUACAAAAGCAUACAGAGUAAACAGUAACAUUAAGUUUGAAGUAUUUAUCCAUAAAGUUGAUGGCCUUAAUGAUGAUUACAAAAUGGAAUCACAAAGAGACAUCCACCACCGAGCUACUGAAGAUCUAGUAGAAGCUGGCUUAGACCAUGUCCAUUUGUCCUUCCAUUUAACCUCUAUAUAUGACCAUUCUAUAUUUGAAGCAUUCAGUAAAGUUGUGCAAAAAUUGAUACCACAAUUACCUACAUUAGAGAAUCUUCUAAAUAUACUCAUAUCAAAUUCUGGGAUUGAAAAAGCAUUCCUCUUUGAUGUAGUUUCUAAAAUCUAUAUAGCAACAGACAGCUCACCAGUAGAUAUGCAAAGUUAUGAAUUAUGCUGUGAUAUGAUUGAUGUUGUUAUUGAUAUAUCAUGUAUAUAUGGGAUGGUUGAUGAAACAGAUGUGAAUACAUUUAAUAGCCAGAGUUCUAGUCUAAUAAAGCUGAAUAAUGGCACUGUACUUUACUUGAGGGAAGUUAACAAAUUCCUUGCCCUAGUUUGUAUACUUCGCGAAGAAAACUUUCAAAAACAAGGAGUAAUUGAUUACAAUUUCCUUUGCUUCCGAGAUGCAAUAACUCAAGUAUUUGAAUUGCGAAAUAAAUCUCAAAAUGCAGCAAGAAAUCGUUCAGAAGCAGAUCUUCUGCAAAAUGGCGCCGGUGAUUCGUCAGAGAGCGCAUCCGAUCAUUUACAAGUGCAAAUACCA
Molecule: messenger RNA, 1143 nt
Organism: Brenthis ino (lesser marbled fritillary)
Lineage: Eukaryota; Metazoa; Arthropoda; Insecta; Lepidoptera; Nymphalidae
Source: the annotation of a GenBank genome assembly